This is a messenger RNA of Aspergillus aculeatinus CBS 121060, 1011 nucleotides long. RefSeq names its product NAD(P)-dependent alcohol dehydrogenase. The transcript has a single exon. Gene Ontology annotation, molecular function: oxidoreductase activity. The record is from RefSeq and is a predicted model, not a curated record. NCBI's taxonomy places the organism in Eukaryota, Fungi, Ascomycota, Eurotiomycetes, Eurotiales, Aspergillaceae. The coding region runs from base 1 to 1011 and encodes 336 amino acids.
AUGAGAGCCUGGCUCUACAGCCACACCAACCCGACCCUCGAAGCCAACCUCACCCUGGAGCCCUGCGCCCGCGCGCCUCCCGCGCCUCUCAAGCCGUCGCAAGUCCUCAUCCGCGUGCUGACCGCCGCCCUGAACCCAGCCGACUACAAAGUGCCCGCGAUGCCGAUCAUCACAACGGCCCUGAUCCGCAAACCCGCCAGCCCGGGCCUCGACUUCGCCGGCGAAGUCGUCGCCACCGCCGACAACAACAACAAAACAUCAUCAUUCAGGCCCGGCCAAAUCGUCUACGGCACCCUCGACCUGCCCACCCAAUUCGGCUCGCUGGCCGAAUACCUCAUCGCCCGAGAAGAGAACCUCCACCCGAUCCCCGCGGGGGUCGAGGUCGACCACGCCGCGACCGUCGGCGUGGCGGGCAUGACGGCGUGGCAGUCGAUCGCGCCGUUCAUCGCCCCGGACACCGGGGCGAACGUCUUCAUCAACGCCGGGUCCGGCGGGUGCGGGAUCUACGCCAUCCAGAUCGCCAAGGCGCUGGGGUGCACCGUGACGACGACGUGCUCGACCAAGAACGUGCCGUUCUGCCGGGAGCUGGGCGCGGACGAGGUGCUGGACUACACCGCGGAGGAUGUGGUGGCCGUGCUCAAAGCCAAGGGCCCCGUGUUCGACCACGUCGUCGAUCACAUCGGCCUCCCCGCCGAGAUGUACAACGAGUGUCAUGCCUUCCUCAAGCCGGGCAAGGUGUUCGCGCAGGUCGGCGCGACCCGGUUCCCGACCUUCGCGACGCGGCUGCUGCGGCCCAGCUUCUUGGGCGGCGGGAAGCGGAGGUACCUGCCGAUCUUCUGGAAGCCCAGGAAGCAGGAUCUGGUCAAGGUGGGGGAGCUGAUCCGGGAUGGGAAGGUGAAGGUUGUGCUGGAUAGUGUCUACGAGUUUGAGGAGGCGCCCAAGGCUUUCGAGAAGUUGCGCUCGGAGCGGGCGCGCGGGAAGGUGGUGGUGCAUGUAUCGAGUCGAGACUAG